AUGAAGAAAAAAUGUGAACUCUGCAAAAGUCCAGCAAAAUUGUUCUGUGAAUCAGAUCAAGCAAGUCUUUGUUGGGAAUGUGAUACUAGGGUUCACACUGCAAAUUUCAUAGUCACAAAACAUCAAAGGUUUCUUCUAUGUCAUGUUUGUCAAUCUUUAACUGCUUGGCAUGGAACCGGACCCAAGUUUGUUCCAACCAUGUCUCUUUGUAACUACUGUGUUUCUGUUACCAACAAUAACAAUGAUCAUCGACAUCGCGAUAACGACGACGACGAUAACGACGACGACGAUGACGAUGAAGAUACUGAUGAAGAUGAUGAUGAAGAAAAUCAAGUUGUUCCAUGGAAAUCUACACCUCCACCACCAGUUUCUUCUUGUUCUUCAAACAGUGCAACAACCUAUUAA
Lathyrus sativus (Indian pea) is the source of this 405-nucleotide messenger RNA. The record is from the annotation of a GenBank genome assembly. Lineage: Eukaryota; Viridiplantae; Streptophyta; Magnoliopsida; Fabales; Fabaceae.